GACAUGUUUUCUCAUUCAUACCAAGUUCGUCCACAUCCUGUGGAGCCUGCAGUCGCUGCUGCUUCGUGUAACUUUUUACGUGUUUUCCUGAUAGUUCGCCUCUAUCACGCACGCUUUCAGGAUGUUUAGCUCCUCCAAACAAAGAGCCGUGGUCGGGCUGUGGCUGCUCGGCGCCCUGCUGAUGUCUGUUUCGGGGGAGAAAGUGGUCGAGAGUCGCUCCGGGAUGAUCCAUGAGCUCCGGGCGGCUUUGGCUGACCUGACCGAGGAGGGAAAGACUUACCUGGGCAGGCUGGCCGGGGAGCAGACGGUGCUGUCGGUGCAGAAAGCUUUCUCUCAGGUUCUGGGUGUUGUUGCAGGAAGUUUGGCUGGAGGUCUGAACGUGCUCCUACAGUAUGUUUCACAAUUCCUGAAGGCUGCUGGAAUCCAGGCUGGCCUGCCCUUCAACAAAGUGACUCCAGAGGGUCUGAUCUUUGUCGUCCGGUGGGUUCUUGUGGCUCUCAUUGGCUACUGGCUGCUGUCCCUCGCCUUCCGAUUGAUUACAUCCACUCUGAGGCGGGCUCUGUGGCUGCUCAAAAUAAGCUUGGCUCUGGUAUGUUUCGGACUCAUCCUGAGCGACCACACCGUGGACACAGAGACCAUGGGCAUCCGACUGGCCGUUCUGGUGUGCGUCUGCGUUGUGUUGGGCGUCGGGACUUCCAGGGGCCCUAAUGCAGCCGAUAAAGCAGCUCACCUGGAGGAGCAGGUGAAGAUCCUGGAGAGACGGCUGAGAGAGAUGGAGAGGUGGAGGAGGACAGAGGAGUGAAGCGGGACUGAGAGUCUGUCCUAUCUGAUGAUGGAGCACUGCUGUCCAUUUAAGGCCUCUGGAACGUUUCCACACUUUUGAUGUUUCUAUUCAAAAGUAAUUCAUUACUCUUUGAAUUAUCACUAAAGCAGGGUACACAUAUUUAGUCAUUCCUGGACGCGGUGAUUUGUUUGUAUGCAUGUUAUUUUUUUUUUUUUCAAUCCUAAGAAUGUGCCACAGUGUGGUGGACAGCUCUAUUUAGAAUUACUUUUUUUUUUUUUUUAAGCUACAGAGGGAGCGGGUCCUCUUCCAGAGUCAGUGCCAUAUUUUAACAAUAGCCCAGAAUGGACAAACUAAAUUGUCUAAAUUUGUUUUUUUGGAAGUUUCUUGGCCACCUUAGUUUCUUUGUAUGGACGUGAGGCGAGGGGUAUUCAGUUGAUUCCAAUUAGGCCGGAGGUGUGGGCAUGCCACCACACACACACACACACGAAAAAAAUAAAAAAGAAGUUGUGGUUUUGGGGUGAGGUUCUUGCUGGAAUAAUGUCUUGACAAACUAAUGCAUCCGUCCACCCACAUGUGACACGUAGACAUUAUCUACACCUCCCACUAAAACAUCAAUGACUGAAUGAAUGUUCAUGUUUCUGUUCCUGUAUGAAUUCAACAAGAUACCAAGUGUUUGUUUGUGUGUAAACUUUGGAGGUGUGGAGUGUAUGGACUUGGACAGAGCCAAGUUAGCUGUUUACUGCUGUUUCCAGUGUUUAUGCUAAACUAGCCUGACUCCAGCUCUGUGCCUGAUGCAUGGACAGAAUAUCAAACUUCUCAUCUCACUUGGAAAGAAAGCUAAAUUAAUCACAGUAAAAAAUACUUUUCUGGAGUUACUGGGGUACUUUUCUGGAGACAUGCUGCUGGUUCUGACCCAUACACAGGUUCAACCCAAGUCAUGGAAGUGGUUUGUAUGUAUUCCAUGCAGUUAACUUGCAGCUGUACAAUCAGAUUCAUCAUUUCAAAUCAAGUCUCUUUAUGCUCAUUUAACGGUAUUCCAUCAUGUGUUGGUGUGUAUAUUCAUACUGCUGCAGUCUGUCCUUUGAGUAAAGUUUGUAUUCAACAUAUUGCACCAUAUACCAUUGUUCUACUUUUAUAUAAAACGUUUUUACAAUUGAAAAACCUCUAAGAGCAACAUUUAGUUAAAGACAGGUACUUUACUCUGACAUGAAUAUGUCCAGCUAUAAAAGCUCAUAAUAAAAAGAUUCUGUAAAUGA
Molecule: messenger RNA, 2040 nt
Organism: Larimichthys crocea (large yellow croaker)
Lineage: Eukaryota; Metazoa; Chordata; Actinopteri; Sciaenidae
Gene: tmem109
Product: transmembrane protein 109
Exons: 3
Coding region: 122-802 (226 amino acids)
Biological process (GO): intrinsic apoptotic signaling pathway in response to DNA damage by p53 class mediator; cellular response to gamma radiation
Source: RefSeq, a predicted model, not a curated record